Molecule: messenger RNA, 5233 nt
Organism: Sinocyclocheilus anshuiensis
Lineage: Eukaryota; Metazoa; Chordata; Actinopteri; Cypriniformes; Cyprinidae
Product: A disintegrin and metalloproteinase with thrombospondin motifs 13-like
Exons: 33
Coding region: 1-4668 (1555 amino acids)
Biological process (GO): extracellular matrix organization; proteolysis
Cellular component (GO): extracellular matrix
Molecular function (GO): metalloendopeptidase activity
Source: RefSeq, a predicted model, not a curated record
AUGUUUAAGGAUUUUUUAGAGUCUCUGAAACCUCAAGAUUUAUUUUAUUAUUUUGAUACUAUUUCCGUUAAAUCAGUGCCUCACUUUGAGCUGGUGUGGGUGAAUUGCUCAGGGAAUGAAUCUUUCAGAGGGCUAUGGAGGUGCUCGUUUCAGAGUGAUGGAGAGAGCUUUGAGCUGGGCCAACACAGAAAUGAACAACCCAUGUCCUGUCCCACGAGUCUGGAGACGGUGAUCAACUCAACGGUGAGCGUGGUGAAGAAAAGGGAGGAUAUGUGCUGCGAGCAGCUGAAGUUACUGAGACCAGCGCAUACGAGAACUCUUCUCCCCAUCUGCCAUGGCAAAUUACAAGGUCUGAUUCAGUCAGGGGAGAAGAGGCUGAAUAUUAGGCCGGUGCUUCAAAAACACAUAGACCAUCUGAAGGAGCUUACUAUGGAUUUACCUUCUGGUGUACCUCACCUGCUAUUAACCCACACAUUACCAGUGAGGACACAUCUUAAACAGCCUAAGAGUCAGUUCAGGUUACGGAGGACACCUCUGGGGUCAGAGGUCACACAUCUGGAGCUAGCAGUGGUGGUGGGUCCAGAUGUCUAUGAUGCUCAUAGGCAAGACACUGAGAGAUACAUCCUAACCAACCUCAACAUCAUAUGUGCCUCUGAGCUUCUUAGAGAUGUUACUCUCGGUGCCAAUAUAAGAGUUCAUCUUGUCCGUAUGGUCAUUCUCACAGAGCCAAAGCCAGACAUCCAGAUCUCCGAAAACAUCACUUCUUCUCUAAAAAGUGUGUGCGAGUGGGGUCAGAAGGUCAACGCUGAUGCUGACACUGACCCUUUACAUGCAGAUCUGCUGUUAUACAUUAACAGGUUUGAUCUGGUGUUACCUAAUGGGAAUAAGCUUGUGAGAGGUGUGACCCAGCUGGGCGGAGUCUGUUCCUCUCAAUGGAACUGUGUGAUUACAGAGGAUACAGGCUUUGAUCUUGGCAUCACCAUCGCUCAUGAGAUUGGCCACAGUUUUGGCAUAAAUCAUGAUGGAAUAGACAACACAUGCAGCUCCAGUGGGUUUAUGAUGGCAUCUGAUGGAGGUUAUAACAGUGUUGAUCUCACAUGGUCCCAGUGCAGCAGAGCUCAGCUCCACAACUUCUUCAGUGCUGGGAAGGCGGAGUGUGUGAAGGAUGUGCCGGUGCUGGGCGCUUCAGUGCAGGACUGGAGGCCUGGUCUCUUCUAUGGAGUGGAUGAUCAGUGCCGUAUAGCGUUUGGCAGCUCGGCUACUGCUUGCUCUUUCACUAAUGGUGAUAUGGCGAGUAAGACAUUUACUGCCAUGCUAGCAACCUGUCAUGUUUUGUCCUGCCAUAUCAACCCUCGGGACCGUAGCUCAUGCACUCGUCUCCUUGUUCCACUCUUGGACGGGACGGAGUGUGGGCCCAGUCAGCCCUGUGAGUCGACUCAGCUGGAGUUCAUGUCUCAGCAGUGCUCAGCCACAGACCAGCAGCCUCUGUCGGUGUCUCCAGACUCCAGCUCAGUCUACACCUGGAUCCCUGCUGUCGGCUACAGCUCAGGUGAUGCUCAGUGUAAACUGUUGUGUCGCUCACGUGAGCAGGACUUCAUGGUGAGUCGUGGGUCUCAGUUCAUCGAUGGGACGCGGUGUGAAGCUGGUCAUACUCCCUGUGAGUCGACUCAGCUGGAGUUCAUGUCUCAGCAGUGCUCAGCCACAGACCAGCAGCCUCUGUCGGUGUCUCCAGACUCCAGCUCAGUCUACACCUGGAUCCCUGCUGUCGGCCACAGCUCAGGUGAUGCUCAGUGUAAACUGUUGUGUCGCUCACGUGAGCAGGACUUCAUGGUGAGUCGUGGGUCUCAGUUCAUCGAUGGGACGCGGUGUGAAGCUGGUCAUACUGUACCACGUGGUUUCAUUUCUGCCUGUCUGGGUAGAAAGUGCCAGUCCUGUGAGUCGACUCAGCUGGAGUUCAUGUCUCAGCAGUGCUCAGCCACAGACCAGCAGCCUCUGUCGGUGUCUCCAGACUCCAGCUCAGUCUACACCUGGAUCCCUGCUGUCGGCCACAGCUCAGGUGAUGCUCAGUGUAAACUGAUGUGUCGCUCACGUGAGCAGGACUUCAUGGUGAGUCGUGGGUCUCAGUUCAUCGAUGGGACGCGGUGUGAAGCUGGUCAUACUGUACCACGUGGUUUCAUUUCUGCCUGUCUGGGUAGAAAGUGCCAGCUGUUUGGCUGUGAUGGAGUAAUGCAUUCUGGGAAGGUGGAGGAUGUGUGUGGGGUGUGUGGGGGUAAUGGCUCCACCUGUCAGUUCAUCUCAAACACCUAUUCAGGCGGAGAAGCUGGAGAGUAUGUCACAUUCCUCAGUCUUCCCCUGAACGCCUCUCAGGUCCAUGUGAUUAACACGAAGCCGGUUUUUACACACCUUGCGGUGUUAUCAAAUGAUAAAUAUGUGGUGUCUGGAGAUGGAAGCCCAGGCCUGAGCAUCACAUACCCCUCACCUCUGGAGAAGAGCCCCAUAAUCUAUAACCUGUUCCUCACACCUGACCACCUGCCUCAAACUGAAGAGCUCACGAUCUCUGGACCAAUCACAGACAAAAUCCACAUACAGGUGUUUCGGAAAUACGGGCAAGAGUAUGGAGACCUUACCACCCCAAACAUCUCAUACCAGUACUACUCAUCUGAAGCUGUUUCAGUUGAGAGAGCUUCUGAAGGCAGAUGGUCCACUGUCAUAUCUGCAUGCUCAGUCACCUGCGGCACAGGCAUCCAGAAAAUCAGUCAGCUCUGUGUGGAUGGUCUCACGCUCAAGAGUCUGGAAGAUGAGCUCUGUAGUUCACCCCCUCGAACACCAUAUCAGCUGCAGCCCUGCUUCCAGCCCGACUGCCCACCCAGCUGGGAGGUCGGUGAGUUUGGACCCUGCAGCGCGGCAGAGCAAGUGCGCUCUGUCACAUGUGUUCAGAAGCAGGGUAAGGUGAAAGUAGAGCUGCCUGACUCAGACUGUACGCUUGACUCGAAACCCCAAACUACUGUUGCUACAGAGCUACCUACCCAGCUGAUCCGUACAGACACCCACAUAAUGCCCCGCUCCAGAAUGGUUCCAGUUUAUGUUUGGAGUCCUGUGAUUGGCCAGUGCUCAAAGACCUGUGGGAAUGGAUCUCAGCAGGUUUGGUUCUCCUGUGUGGAUCACCAAUCACGUCUUGAAGUCCCAGAGUUCCUUUGUGAUCGUACCAAUAAACCAGAGAUGUACGCCCAGCCCUGCAGCCUAUCAAUAUGUCCUGCUACGUGGCGCUACAUACAGGGCCCAUGCAGUGUGUCUUGUGGAGGUGGUGUAGCAAAGAGAGUCCUGUACUGUUCCCAGAUGGUGCAGGGAGGAGACGGAAACACGGAUCUGGUGGUGGGAGAAUCUGCUUGUCAGUCUGUGGCUAGACCUUCAGAGGUGGUGGAGUGUAAUACUGAAGCCUGUCCUACCAGGUGGCAGGUGGGAGAGCAGGGUGACUGUUCGGUGUCAUGCGGGAUGGGUGUAGCUGUGAGGAGUGUGCGAUGUGUUCAGUAUGAAGGAGGAAUAGAGAGGGUCAUGGAGGAGGGCCGGUGUGACCCAGGAAACAAGCCUCCCGUCACUGCACCAUGCUUCACACAAGUCUGUUCCUUCCACUGGGACGUGCAUGAAUGGAGUGAGUGCUCAGUGUCAUGUGGUGAUGGGAUCCAGUCUCGGACCGUGUCCUGCAUGGGCCCAUCCAGCCCUCUUCCUGUCAGUCCCUUUCUUUGCCUCCACUUGCCAAAACCCAUCACCAUCCAGGCCUGCUAUAGCCCUGACUGUUCCUCAGCUCAGACCUCCACACCAGAGCCCAACAGCACUCACAUGCAGUCAGAGGCCCGGAGAGGAGAGGGGACACAGAGAACCACACCAGCUCCAGCUGUCAGAAUGAUGAAGAUGAGGAAGAGUUUCUCAGCCAUCGUGCCUACAGCAGACGUGAUGAGAAGCACCAUGAGCACAACAACAGAACCACCACAGACCAGUUUCUGUGGGCAACUCCUGCUUCAAGACUCAGGAACUAUCGAUCUGCGCAACGUCACUCAGGCCAGGUGUAUAUUUGCUAUUGGCCGACCUCUUGAUGAGGUUAUUCAGAUCAAAAUCAUAUCCAGCACUCUUAACUGCCGGCAGAAGGAGAACAUCGCCCUGUAUGACAGACUCAUCCUGAUGCGUCUCUGUGAGAGAAUGACCAGUAAAACGCUGAAAUCACAAUCAAAUGUCCUACUGGUGCGUCAGAGCCGCCUGACCCCCGGCAAUGGAGUGCUGCUAUUUUAUCAGAGCAUAAAGAACAAAAAAAGCCACCAUGGAGAGUGUGACGUUCAGCUGUUCUCUCCGUCUGGGCUCAUUGAGAAUCCGAUCAAGAGCGCAGCCACCUCUAACACUCAGAGCUGUCGCGUGUUCAUCGAUGCUCCACCUGCUUUCAGGAUUCAGAUCAGAGCGCUUUCUGUGCUCAACAACACCGAUACAAACUCCACAUACAUACUGAUUCGGGAUGUGGAUGCCUUAAAGACGACCAUCUUCAGAGGGACUCGGCUCUUCCUGUGGAGCUCCUCGGGAAGCAGGGCUGAAGUGGAAUUCCAUGGGGAGUACCAGCAAAUCAAGGGCAUGUUCAGGGUCGAGUAUUCAUACAUGAACCCUUCUGAAGAACAACCAGUGUAGUCUGUAAGAGAGCUUCUGGUCCAUAAAGAGCCUUGGAGCAUUUAAAAAUCAUCCUCGUUAUAAUUUAGCCAGUUUAGCACAACUGAUUCAGAACAGUUGAUAGGAUUUAUUAACUUUAUAUCAAAGAUAUAAUCAUGUGUUUUUAAUAUCAUUUAAAAACAAAAAUCAGACAAUUUACUGUUUAUAUAAGUGCUUCUGUAUAUUGAUUGUAAUGAGUUAAUCUAUGUGAACUGACAAUAAUGUGUCUAGCCUACUGCUAAUCUAUCAGCACAAAAUAAACAAUCAUAAUUUUUUGAUAUUUAAGUGAUUUAGAAAAAGUCCAUAUGGCUCUAAAUUUAGCAUAACAGUCCUACUUACCAUUUGUGAAACUACCGUGGAACUUUUAUAAGUAUACUUCGUUUUUACGUGUACAUUUGUGUAUGUGCAGUCGAACGGACAGACUUUCAAAGUGUACUCCAUUUGAUAGCAUGUGCAAACAGGUGCUCGACACUGGAAACACAUGCACAUGUGCACUGGAAACAUUCAUCCUCUUCCAGUGUCUGCGCUUUUUCUUUCCAACAGUUAU